Messenger RNA from Podarcis raffonei (Aeolian wall lizard), 973 nucleotides. RefSeq names its product protein BTG3-like. Bases 187 to 948 code for a protein of 253 amino acids. Gene Ontology annotation, cellular component: nucleus; cytoplasm. The transcript has 5 exons. Gene Ontology annotation, biological process: negative regulation of mitotic cell cycle; negative regulation of cell population proliferation. Lineage: Eukaryota; Metazoa; Chordata; Lepidosauria; Squamata; Lacertidae. The record is from RefSeq and is a predicted model, not a curated record.
ACCCCCGCCUCUUUCCCCCCCGCGCUUUGGUCCCGCCUCUCAUAAAUCAGAGGAUCCAGGAAGAGGAACGCACAAGCCCAAGGGAGCGAAACAAGGGAGCCGCGUGGUUGGCCAGAGCAGAGGACCAGAGAUCGAGCGAGAGAGCGCACGCUGCCUUGUCGGGACGUACACAGCGAAGGGCCCAAGAUGAAGGAGGAAGUGGAAAAAGCAGUCUGGUUCAUCUCCCGCGUGAUGGAUCGCGACCGGAAGCUGGAAAAGGAGAAGGUGGAGCGUUUCAGGGAGAGCCUGGCCACGAUCCUGUGCGAGCGCUACAAGGACCAUUGGUACCCAGACAAACCCUGCAAAGGGCAGGCUUACAGGUGCAUCCGAAUCAACAGGCAGUAUACCAAGGAUGAUGCCAUCCUGAAAGCUUGUAUGGAGAGUGGUCUCGAUUACUCGGCCUUGACGUUGAAAGGCGAAAUUACAAUCUGGAUUGAUCCUGGCGAGGUUUCUUGCAGGCUUGGCGAAAACAACCGCCCCUUCACAGUGAAGGAUGAUGAGGAGAUGAAGGAGAAGAGGAAGGAGAAGGAGAAGGAGAAGGAGAAGAAAGUGGAGAGAAGCAUUAGCAGCAGCAGUGGCAAAGCAUCGCCUGAGUCGGAGACGUCGGACUAUCACUCUGAGUCUCCUUCGGUGUCGCCUUUUGAGUGUGCGUCGUCCUCAGAGGAUGAGAGUUCCGGCAGGCGUUCUGCAGCAAAGACAUCGCAGAUUAAAGCCGGGGGAGCAAAUCUCCCCAAACACGAGCCCCAUCGCUACCGAACGCCGUCUCCCCUUUGGAUCCCGCACCCACAAGGCACAGUGUUCAGCUACUACCCUGUAACUUACUAUUACGUUCAGCCGACGAUGCCCGUUCUCCAGAGACCCAACCCCAACAUGUUGAAACGGCUCACGAAGCGAGCAUCCAAACCCUGAAGACUGGGAAGAGCCUGGGGGUGGU